CGCUGCGGCCCCACAUGGUGCCCGAUCAGGCAACACCUCUGCUGCUGCUGCGGCGGCCUUGCAGCUGCCGGCUGCACCGCCGCAGCGGCAGCCGGAACAUCGCAAGAAACGGCGUCGCGUGGAAGAUAGCAGUAGCAGUAGCAGCGAGUCGGAGGAGCGCAGUAGCAGUUCAACUUCGACUUCGUCCUCCUCCUCGGAAUCCUCUUCUGAUGACAGUAGUACCAGCGACAGCAGCAGCAGCAGUGGCCAGACGAGCAGCAGCCACGACAGCAGUGACAGCGGCAGCGACCGAGGCGGCAGCGGUCGUCACCAUCACACGCGGCGGCGCCGAAAGCGGCGGCGAUCGUGUUCCCCUUCCAGCGAGCCUCGACGCCACCGCAGCACCAGCAGCAGGCGUCGCCGCAGCGACAAGCACAAAAAGCAGCGAAAAUCUAGCAGCAGAAGCCGCAGCCGUAAGUCCGACAGCAAGUCCAAACACAGGAAAAAGACGACGAGGGAUGAGGACCGAGGCCAAUCCAAACGCAGUCGCCGAGGUGCCGAUCGUCUGGGGUUGCCGAGCAGUACCGCACUUGCUGCUGCUGGGAACGGAGGCGGAGGCGGGGGUUCCAAGUCGCUCGAGCAGCUGCGGGCGGAGCGGCUGCUUCGCGAGAAGGAGGAGCGCAUGAAGCAGCGGCAACUCAUCCAGGGCGCUGCCAACACGCUGCUGCCGGACGGGUUGCCGGAGAAGGGCUACCACAGCGCCUUCGGGCACGCGGCCGCACUGAAGCGCCGGCGGACGCAGUGAGAACGGGUGUGGGCAAAACAUGUACGACACAACAGCACACGGCAGACGACACCUCUUUAUGACGUUUCACAGCAUUUAUGCUUGCUUGGAUUGGAUCUGGAGCUG
This is a messenger RNA of Astrephomene gubernaculifera, 889 nucleotides long. Lineage: Eukaryota; Viridiplantae; Chlorophyta; Chlorophyceae; Chlamydomonadales; Astrephomenaceae. The record is from the annotation of a GenBank genome assembly.